Molecule: messenger RNA, 762 nt
Organism: Aspergillus aculeatus ATCC 16872
Lineage: Eukaryota; Fungi; Ascomycota; Eurotiomycetes; Eurotiales; Aspergillaceae
Exons: 2
Biological process (GO): ubiquinone biosynthetic process
Cellular component (GO): mitochondrial inner membrane
Molecular function (GO): lipid binding
Source: RefSeq, a predicted model, not a curated record
ACCACCCGACAAAACAACCUCACAAUCACCUCUCGAACAACCUUAUCUAGUCCCAACCGUCUGUCCCCCUCCACGCGCACUUACCACUCCGAACACCACCCCACCCAACCCCACGACUACACCAACUCGCAAACCACCAUCCUCUCCGCCGCCCUCCACCACGUUCCCACGCACGGCUUCUCCCGCAACGCCCUCACCCUGGGUGCCCGCGACGCCGGCUUCCUGGAUGUCUCCGUGCAGCUCCUCCCCCGCGGCGAAUUCGACCUGAUCCUCUUCUGGCUCGCCAGCCGGCGCGGCCUCCUGCGCUCCAAGGUCGAAUCCGAUGGCCUGUUUUCGGCCGGCCCCGUGCUCUCCGUCGACGACAAGAUCCAGUUCCUGUUGAUGGAACGCUUGCGCAUGAACGCCGAGGUCAAGGAUCAAUGGCAGGAUGCAUUGGCAGUCAUAUCCCUCGGAGAAAACAUCCCUCUCUCCCUUUCGGAACUGCACGCCCUGGCGGACGAUAUCCUGAACCUGGCGGGUGACAAGUCCGUCGACGCCUCGUGGUACUCGAAGCGCAUGGCGGUGGCGGCGGUGUACGCGGCCUCGGACAUCGUGAUGACCCGCGACACGAGUGCCGGACUGCGCGAGACGGAGGAGUUCGUGGCGCGUCGGUGGGCGGAUGCCCGCGCUGUCGGGGAUAAGCUCACGGGGGUGAGGGAGUGCUUGGGAUUCAUGGGGUCGACGGCGGUGGGGUUGGGACGGAGUUGGGGGUUGAAGAUCUAA